Colias croceus (clouded yellow) is the source of this 1186-nucleotide messenger RNA. RefSeq names its product probable tRNA(His) guanylyltransferase (gene THG). Lineage: Eukaryota; Metazoa; Arthropoda; Insecta; Lepidoptera; Pieridae. The record is from RefSeq and is a predicted model, not a curated record. Bases 252 to 1166 code for a protein of 304 amino acids. The transcript has a single exon. Gene Ontology annotation, biological process: tRNA modification. Gene Ontology annotation, molecular function: tRNA guanylyltransferase activity; magnesium ion binding.
UUCUUAUUGCUCUUAGUACUCUUCUAUAUUACUUGCUCUGUGGUACUCUUUGGUCUUGUGAUUCAAUAACUGUUCUGUGUUCAAUAAAGAUAUUGGUUUGAGAAAUUCACUUGACUUUCAUAAAGUACCUAUAAAAAGUUGAAUGAAAGCUAGAAGUAUAAAGUACAUAUACAUUUAAAAAGUACUUUCAUUUUUUUUGGAAAACUAUUUAUUGAACUAAGAUUAAUUAGGUAUUAUAAAUAAGAAGUUUCAUGCUUACUAAAAAAAUAUCAAGUGUUGUCAAUAGAUGUAUGAAAUAUUCCUUUCAUAAUAUAUUUGUAACAAAAAUGGCAAAAAGUUCUUUUGAAUAUGUGAAAAAUUUUGAACAAGAUGAUGCAUUAUUACCAAAUACUUGGAUUGUGGUUAGACUAGAUGGUAAAUGUUUUCAUAAGUUUUCAGAUGACCAUAAUUUUGAAAAACCGAAUGAUAUCAGAGCAUUGCGAUUAAUGAAUUAUGCAGCAUUUAGUGUAUUGAAAGAUUUCAAUGAAAUUUGCAUAGCCUUUGGACAAAGUGAUGAGUAUUCAUUUAUAUUUAAAAAAAACACUACACUGUAUAAAAGGCGUGCAGCAAAACUAUUAACAACUAUUAACAGUAAGUUCUCAUCAUCAUAUGUUUUUUACUGGACUAAAUUUUUUGGUGAGAAACCACUGAAAUAUCCUCCUGCGUUUGAUGGCCGAAUUGUUUUAUAUCCAUCCAAUGAGAAUAUAAUUGAUUACUUGAAGUGGAGACAAGCCGAUGUACAUAUAAAUAAUUUGUAUAAUACUACAUUUUGGACACUAAUACUGAGAGGUAAACUUAGUCCAGUUCAGGCUGAAAAGAGACUGUGUGGAACUGUUUCAUCUGAUAAAAAUGAAAUUCUAUUCAAAGAGUUCAACAUAAAUUAUAACAAAGAACAAGAGAUUUUCAAAAGAGGAACAAUACUGUUGCGGCAAAUUGUCAGUGAAGAUACAUCUGAUAAAAAAAUGACAGCUAUUGUUGAUAUUCAUGAUGAUAUGUUAAAAGAAAAGUUUUGGCAGAAACAUUGUGAUUUACUGGAACCUAGAUCAAAAAUAAUAUUAUCAUAUGAUGGUCCAAUAACUGAUAUAAUUAGAGAACAGAUUCAGAGUAGAGAAAAUAUUAUUUUGUAAAUAAAACAAUGUAUACAGUA